Otolemur garnettii (small-eared galago) is the source of this 4246-nucleotide messenger RNA. It is a transcript of the gene HLTF, whose product is annotated as helicase like transcription factor. The coding region runs from base 217 to 3162 and encodes 981 amino acids. The record is from RefSeq and is a predicted model, not a curated record. NCBI's taxonomy places the organism in Eukaryota, Metazoa, Chordata, Mammalia, Primates, Galagidae. The transcript is spliced from 27 exons. Gene Ontology annotation, molecular function: nucleic acid binding; ATP binding; hydrolase activity, acting on acid anhydrides, in phosphorus-containing anhydrides.
ACAGAGCGUCGCUGGGCUCAGAUUGUUGCUAGAAGGAGUCCGCGUAGACGUCUGGCUAGACGCCGCGACUUACCUUUGAGUGGUGCACGGUAGAUCCCGCGCUCGGAACCUGUCCGGGGCUUCUGGGCUGCGGGGCCUGGAAGGAGGCCUAUUGAAGCGGUUCGAGAACGGUCUGGGGGACGUUUAAGCGUUCUCCUUGUCAUCCUACUCAACGCCAUGUCCUGGAUGUUCAAGAGGGAUCCUGUUUGGAAGUACUUGCACACUGUUCAGUAUGGAGCACCAGGAACUUUUCCACGUCUCUCAUAUCCAACUUUUUUCCCACGUUUUGAAUUCCAAGAUAUUAUUCCGCCAGAUGACUUCCUAACUAGUGAUGAAGAGCUGGAUUCAGUUUUAUUUGGAACUUUAAGAGGUCACGUGGUUGGACUACGCUACUACGCAGGAGUGGUUAAUAAUAAUGAAAUGGUUGCAUUACAACGAGAUUCUGAUAACCCCUAUGAUAAAAAUGCAAUUAAAGUAACCAAUGUGAAUGGAAAUCAAGUUGGCCAUGUGAAGAAAGAUCUUGCAGCUGCUUUGGCUUAUAUCAUGGACAACAAAUUAGCACAAAUUGAAGGGGUAGUUCCUUUUGGUGCAAACAACACUUUUACCAUGCCCCUGCAUUUGACUUUCUGGGGAAAAGAAGAAAAUAGAAAAGCAGUUUUAGAUCAGUUGAAGAAACAUGGAUUUAAAUUGGGUCCUGCACCAAAAGUGAACAGUCUUAAAACGGAAUUUGACAAAUUGUUUGAAGAUUUAAAAGAAGAUGAUAAAACUCAGGAAAUGGAACCAGCUGAGGCUAUUGAAACACCGUUGCUUCCACAUCAAAAGCAAGCUCUAGCUUGGAUGGUUUCACGGGAAAACAGUAAAGAACUUCCACCAUUCUGGGAACAGCGAGAUGAUUUAUAUUAUAAUACAAUAACAAAUUUUUCUGAGAAAGAUCGACCAGAAAAUGUCCACGGAGGGAUUCUAGCUGAUGAUAUGGGUUUGGGUAAAACUCUUACGGUCAUUGCAGUAAUCCUUACCAACUUCCAUGAUGGCAAACCUCUUCCUAUUGAAAGAUUUAAAAAGAAUCUGAAGAAGGAAUGUAAUGACAAAUCUACGAAAUUUGGAAGAAGCAAUACCAGUGAAAAGGUGGAUGGACAAGAAUCUCGUAAGGAGUGCAAGAAAUUUGACAUUUUGGGUAUAAUGGAAAGAGUAAUUGGUGGGAAUGUGAGUGGAAAGGGGACCAAGAGAAUAGGUAGACGAGUUGGCAUUAGAAGACAAAGAAAAACUGCCAUCCAGUACUUUGAAAGCAGCGAUUCAGAGGAAAUUGAAACAAAGGAAUUGCCAAAGAAAGUGAAAGGCAAAAUGAAAAAUGUACAAUCAGAGCCUAAAAGCAGGGUACAAGGAUCUUCUAAGGAUAAAGAAGAUGUGGCAUUUGCAUGUGCACUUAAAUCAUCUACCCGUACCACAAAAAAGAAAACAUUAAAAAAGGGAGUAACUUCAGUGGAAGGUUCAAAGAAGACUGAUGUUGAAGGAAGACCAAGAACAACACUGAUCAUCUGUCCACUUUCUGUAUUAAGCAACUGGAUUGACCAGUUUGGACAACAUAUAAAAUCAGAUGUGCACUUGAAUUUUUACGUUUAUUAUGGUCCUGAUCGUAUUAGAGACUCAGCCUUACUUUCAAAACAGGAUAUUGUUUUGACUACAUACAAUAUUUUAACUCAUGACUAUGGAACUAAAGGUGAUAGUCCAUUACAUAGCAUAAAGUGGCUGAGAGUGAUCCUGGAUGAAGGACAUGCUAUCCGAAAUCCAAAUGCUCAACAGACUAAAGCUGUACUUGAUUUAGAAGCAGAAAGAAGAUGGGUAUUGACAGGUACUCCAAUCCAGAAUUCUUUAAAGGACUUGUGGUCUCUUCUUUCCUUUUUAAAACUUAAACCAUUCCUUGAUAGAGAAUGGUGGCAUAGAACAAUACAACGUCCUGUCACAAUGGGAGAUGAAGGAGGACUUAGGCGUUUACAGUCCCUAAUUAAAAAUACUACACUUAGAAGAACAAAGACAAGCAAAAUUAAAGGAAAACCUGUUUUGGAGUUACCAGAACGUAAAGUAUUUAUCCAGCACAUUACACUUUCAGAUGAAGAGAGAAAAAUUUAUCAAUCUGUGAAAAAUGAAGGCAGAGCUACUAUUGGGAGGUAUUUUAAUGAAGGGACUGUCCUUGCACACUAUGCAGAUGUCCUGGGUCUUUUGCUUAGAUUGCGGCAGAUUUGUUGUCAUACGCACCUUCUUACAAAUGCAGUUUCUUCCAGUGGUUCCGCAGGAAAUGACACACCUGAAGAACUGAGGAAGAAGUUGAUAAGGAAGAUGAAGUUAAUUCUGAGCUCAGGUUCGGAUGAAGAAUGUUCGAUUUGCUUGGAUUCUUUAACAGUUCCUGUGAUAACACAUUGUGCACAUGUGUUUUGUAAACCCUGUAUUUGCCAAGUCAUUCAGAACGAGCAGCCACAUGCUAAAUGCCCUUUAUGCAGAAAUGAUAUACAUGCUGACAAUUUAUUAGAAUGUCCUCCAGAAGAACUGGCAUGUGACAGUGAGAAAAAGGCUAAUACAGAAUGGACAUCCAGUUCCAAGAUUAAUGCUCUAAUGCAUGCAUUGAUUGACUUAAGAACAAAGAAUCCCAACAUAAAAAGUUUAGUUGUGUCUCAGUUUACAACAUUCCUGACUUUACUAGAAACACCACUGAAAGCUGCUGGAUUUGUGUUUACUCGUUUAGAUGGUUCCAUGGCCCAAAAGAAAAGAGUUGAAUCAAUUCAGUGUUUCCAAAACACUGAAGCAGGAUCUCCAACAAUAAUGCUUCUGUCCUUAAAAGCAGGUGGAGUUGGUUUGAAUCUUUCUGCAGCUUCUCGAGUGUUUUUAAUGGAUCCAGCCUGGAAUCCCGCUGCUGAAGAUCAGUGCUUUGACAGAUGCCAUAGACUUGGCCAGAAGCAGGAAGUUAUCAUUACAAAGUUCAUUGUGAAGGACUCUGUUGAAGAAAAUAUGCUGCAAAUACAAAAUACAAAGAGAGAACUUGCAGCAGGAGCCUUUGGAACUAAAAAACCAAAUGCUAAUGAAAUGAAACAAGCUAAAAUUAAUGAAAUCAGAACUUUAAUUGACUUAUAAUUUGUGGGACUUUAGUAAGAAGACUACUAUAUGUGAGAGGCGUGAUAAUCUGGAUGGAAGUUUGGCUGGAUGACCUCCAAAGUCGUUUCAACUCAAAAGACAUCUUAAUCCUGAAUGUAAAAAUUUGUUAUGUGUUCAAGAUUCAGAGUAUGAUUUUGUAACUUCAGUAACUCAUCCUUACAUCUGUCUAUAGAAUAAGUCAUCUUUUUCUCUUUCAUUAAUAAGCAGCCUCACAAAAGUUUCCACAGAAUUCUAGAUGACUUUGAGUCAUACUUAAAAUGAAUAAGCUAGAAAUUUAGAAAUCAGGUAAGGCAGUCAGUGGUUUUAUUAAGGGAAACUUUUUCUUUUUAAAAUCCAAAGAAAGAUUACUGUAACAAGAGAAGCUUCAUGUUUGAAGCUUCUUGAUGAUACAGGUUAAUUUUGAUUGAAAGAUGACAUUGGAGGCAUUGCUGUGUUACAGGUGCAUAUGUAAGCUAUGUGCCGAAUCUCUCACCAGCUGAGUCCCUGCCUCCCUGCGACUUACCCCUUGGCAACAACGAUAUUGAUAUUCAUUGAGACGAAGACCUUUUGUCAGGGAUGAGAAUGGAAUACUCUCAUUGUAUUUGGGGUUGGUCCACUGGCAUUAUUAGAAGCAGUAUGGAAGUUCUUUAUUUUGUAGUCUAGCAUUACACACACAAAAAUCAGGUAGAUCAGAAUAUGGGUUUCUCCCUAUACCAGUGCUUCAGUGAGAUUGAGUUAUAAACAGUUUUUGGCAAAUAACACAAUUUACUCUUGGUUACAAAGGCAAAACUUUACGAACUCACUGUAAAGGUGAAGAUGACAACUUGCAUCUUUACCUAGACAUUUAUGGAGUUGUGUUUUUAAACACAUUCAUAAAUUUGGCAAGUCAUUAAAUACAAAAAGCUUUGUUUUGUACAGUUUUAUUAGAUGUUAAAUUAAAAAAUUUAAUUUGUUCUAAGAAAAUAUAUAAACCACUGGAAUGAAAACUUUAUGUUAUGCUAUACUGUUAAUUGUUUUUUUAUUGCAUAGAAUAAUAGCUUUAGAAAUAUACUGAAAAAGUGGAAUUCCCACUUGCGUUUGAGAA